Messenger RNA from Ziziphus jujuba (common jujube), 1274 nucleotides. RefSeq lists its product as uncharacterized. The record is from RefSeq and is a predicted model, not a curated record. Lineage: Eukaryota; Viridiplantae; Streptophyta; Magnoliopsida; Rosales; Rhamnaceae. Bases 162 to 1100 code for a protein of 312 amino acids. The transcript has 7 exons. Gene Ontology annotation, biological process: mRNA splicing, via spliceosome. Gene Ontology annotation, cellular component: post-mRNA release spliceosomal complex; U2-type spliceosomal complex.
UUUCUUCACAAAAGCGACAGACUCCCCAAAAAAAAAAAAAAAAAAAAAAAAAGAUUGAAUUGGCUCGGCGAACAGACUGAUCGGAUUGUUGAUACAGUUCUCCGGCGACGAUAACCCCGACCCUCGGAAAUCGGAGCAUCGUAAUCCUAUAACAACCGACAAUGUCUUCGCUAGCAGCUGCAAGGGCAGACAACUUUUACUAUCCCCCAGAAUGGACCCCAAAUCAGGGUUCUUUGAACAAGUUUCAUGGUCAACAUGCUUUAAGGGAGAGAGCAAGAAAACUUGACCAGGGUAUCUUGAUCAUAAGGUUUGAGAUGCCUUUUAACAUAUGGUGUGGUGGAUGCAAUUCCAUGAUUGCAAAGGGUGUUCGAUUCAAUGCAGAAAAGAAGCAAGUGGGAAAUUACUAUUCUACAAAGAUAUGGAGCUUUACUAUGAAGUCUGCGUGCUGUAAACAUGAGAUUGUUAUUCAAACAGAUCCAAAGAAUUGUGAGUAUGUUAUUAUCAGUGGUGCGACAAAAAAGACUGAGGAGUAUGACAUUGAGGAUGCUGAAACCUUUGCACUACCUGCUGAUGAAGAAAGAGGUAAGCUAGCGGAUCCUUUUUACCGUCUUGAACACCAAGAAGAGGAUUUGAAGAAGAAGAAAGAAGCAGAGCCAGUUUUAGUGCGCCUACAGAGAUUCUCUGAUGCCAGGCACUCAGAUGACUAUUCCCUUAAUAAAGCGCUCCGAGCCCAACUUAGGGGUCAAAAGAAAAGAGUUGCUGAAGAAGAGUCUGCAUCUAAGAAAAUGGGCCUUGGCAUAAGACUACUGCCUGCUGCUAAAGAGGAUACUGCUGCUGCUGCACAUGUAAAGUUCUCCUCAAAAUUUGAGAAAAAUAGGAAGAACAAGCGGGCUUUGAUCCAAGCUUCUUCGAUAUUUCCCAGGCAAUCUGGUUCUUCCACUUCUAAUAAACAAUUGGAAUUGGAAUCCAAGAGAAGGAAAAUAAGUGCCGCAGCAGCUUCCAAUUUACUUGUAGGGGGAUUCAAGCCAUCAGCAUGGUCACAAGGCGCUGUUCCUUCCAGAAAGCAAAAGGGUAUUUCUAUCACAGGCAGACACUCCUAAGUUUUAACUUCCCUCCAAAUUUCAACUUUAGGAAUGUUACCUAUGUAGCUUGUAUAAACAAUAUAAUGUUCAAAUAAACUUUUCUUGAAUCAAAUUGAUAAACAGAUGAAAGAUAUCAUUGUAAAUAAUUUACUUUCAGAUUGAAUAUGUCGCUUGUAUUAUAUUAUGUUUUUA